UUUCUCCUCUGGGGAAUAAUAAAUCAAUAUCUAUUUAGAAUGACAAUAAAGACCAAACCAAAAAGACCCUAAUAAAUGAGCUCUAUAAGAAAUCUAGUAAGUGGACCUUGAGUUAAGAAUUUUUUUUUAUCAAACCCUACAUACAAAUUGUAGUAAGUGUAGCCUACUGAAGUAUUUUCAAGCCUGUGUGCUUUGUGUGAUUUCUAUAUUCUUGUGUUUGUAUUACUUGUAAUAAACAUCCGGUAUCACAAGUCUUACUUUAAGUAAUACAUUAUUAAAAUGAAUAUCAAUGGAAUUAAUAAUGGAAUUAAAUUAUCAUUAGCGAUAAGAGGCAUAUGUACAAGUCAUUCUUUCUUGGUAUUCACUGUGAUAAGCUCUGAACCGUUCAAUAAUCGAUAGCGGUGUCCUGUGCCUUUAAGACGCUGCUCAGGGUGGUACCAGCGUCGGCGUUUGACGCUCAGGAAGUGGACUUAACCACCGAAAGAUUCCCGCAGAUUUGAUAUCGAUUGUCCCAAAUGUUACAAACGUGUUCACACUGAUCUAAACCUUUGUUUAAGUAUUUUUUUUCGGAUAUCUGAGUCGAUAAUGCUGGAUGGUUGCGCUCAUGAAAUUCACCAGAGAUAUAUGCAGGCUGUUGGGACUCGGGAGUGGUACCCCUGUCCAGCAGCAGGAGGAGCAGAUGGACUGUGGUGCUGCAACUGACCCAAGUGAUGAUACCACUUUGUCACAGCAUGCAAUAAAUGGAGAGGAGGAUUUGAGUGAGGAGGAGAAGGUCAGACAGAGGGCAGAGCGACGCAAAGCCAAGAGGAAGCGCCGUCGAAAACGUAAGAAGCAGGAGCAGGUUAAGCAAAAUGAGAGUGCUGAACGGGAUGAUGAAGACGAGGAUGGUGGUGCAGAGUCUGAACUGGAUGAGAGCGAGUCAGAAGCAGAAGUUGGUGCUGAAGAGGAGAAACAAGGAGUGCAAAAAGAGGAGGACGUUGCCACUCCACUCAUGACGCCUUCAGGAAUCAAAGGACAUGAGAAGACACAAGCCAGAUCCGCUGAAGAGGAGCCAGAGUGGGAUGUGAGCAGUGCCUUCUUUGCUAAUGCUGCUAGCCAUAUCAAACCCAAAGGAUCAAGUCGCAAGUCCAAAGAGAACAAUGAGAAUGAGGCCAGGAGAGAGCCAAAUGGAACUGACACCAUGACCAAGAAAAGCGCAUCACUAACAGAAAAAGGGAUUAAGCUGGUGCAAGAGGGGCAGUACGCACAAGCAGUCAAUAUGUUUACAGAAGCCAUCAAAUGUGAUCCAAAGGAUUACAGGUUCUUUGGGAAUCGUUCGUAUUGCUAUUACUGCUUGGAGCAGUACCCUCAGGCCCUGGCAGAUGCUGAACGCUCCAUUCAGCUGGCCCCAGACUGGCCCAAAGGACACUUCCGCAAGGGAAGUGCUCUCAUGGGCAUGAAGCGGUACAGUGAGGCAGAGAAGGGUAUGGAGCAGGUGCUGAAACUGGACAAAGACUGUGAGGAGGCUGUCAAUGACCUCUUUAAUUGCAAAGUGCUGCAGUUAAUGGAGCUUGGUUUUGAAGAAAUGCAAAGUGUCCUACUGCUGGAGAAAUUUUCAACUGUGCAGGCUGUUCUGGCAUCUUGUUCUGAUGCUGCCAGAGCUGGGAGCCAAGAUCCAUCAGUUGUACAACCGGGAAGCCCUUGCCCAUCUCUGUGGGUGGGAAAUGUGACGACUGAGCUUACUGAGAAACACCUAUGGGACCUUUUUAAAAUGUAUGGUGAGAUAGAGAGUAUCCGUGUGCUACAUGAGAGAUAUUGUGCCUUUGUCAACUUCAAGAAUGCAAACAUGGCAGCUUGUGCCAUGGAGAAACUAAAUGGUUAUUGUAUUGAGAACACACGUUUAGUGGUGCGCUAUCCUGACCGUCGCACUCCGAGGGUCCUUCCCAUUCCACUUAAGACCUGUCUCCCUGUCACACAGCAGGCAGGGGCAGCUGCUGGGCCUCGACGACGUGGCCCAGUGAACGGAGACGAGUGUUACUUCUGGAGAACCACUGGCUGCCAUUUUGGAGACAAAUGUCGCUACAAACACAUUCCUGAUCAGAAAGGCAAGGACAGGAAGCCCUGGCAGCCUUGAACUCAGCUUACUCUUUGCCCCAGUAGUGUGCAGGAAACUGGGAUGCACAGACUGAGCCAAAGGAGCUGCCGCUUACUGGACCAGGUUCUCUGGGCUAAAAAUAUUUACUGUAGCAGAAUGGACCAGAAUAGUCAAAGGAUCAGAACCAGCACUCAGGCUCUAAGGCAGGGAUAGUCACACGUGCCACAAAGGACUGGGAGUAUCGGGGUUUUUAUUUCAACCACAGACGAUACUGAAUGAUAUUUCUCAGUAGUACAAUAUUAACCAAAGGGGAGCAACAAUUUCACCUGGUGUAGUCUUUGUUUUGAAUGAAAACCUUCAUAAUCGCAGCCCUUCAUGGCGCAUGGUGACCUAUUUCAGCUUUGAGGGAUACAUCCUAACCUCACAGGCCUACAACAUAACAAGGAAGUGAAACUGCCUUUGUCCACUAUUGAAAAACCGAAGUAAUGGCCCUGUCACGUACAGCAGUAAUGAAAGGACUCAGUUGGGAUUUUUCAGGCCAAGGUUCUUCAGUGAUGAUCCUGGGGACCUUUCUUCUUUAGAAAUGCCAUCACAAAGCAGUGUUCCUCCCCAUUUUUAAAGUACAGUAACUUAACCAAUACUUUAAUUUGCAGUUUAACAGUUUAGGUUUAUCCAUGGCCCACAAUUGCUCAGGUCAGUCUGCAGUUCAUAACAUUUCCCACUCGUUGUUCCUGUGCCAAUAUCAGCACAUCGUCCACCAGACCAAAGACUUACCAACAGACGUACUUGACAUUUAAGUACCUCCCCUAAUCUUUCUUUUAGCCAAUAAGCUACAGAGACCCAGAGACGUGCCUUCAUACUGUGUUAUGUAGCCUUAGUUAAGAUGAUCAUACGUGAGGAAAAGGACUUGAGGGAUUGGAAAAUUAUAUGUAUUAAUGCAUGGAUUAGGUGUAUAUUUCACUUUUUUUUUUUUUACCUAUUGACUGUCCUAUUGUUGAAAGAUUGAAUACACACACUGCAUGCCUGUUCAGCUGUCAUGACAAGUUAUGGAGGACUCAUUGUCCAUCAUCAUAACCACACUUGUAUGAAGGCUGUAGUGUUCAGUUUUUGGUUAGACUGUGUCAGAGAGGUAUUGUUUUAACUUUGAGGCCAUAGUUUUUGGUUUUGUUGUAUUGGAUUGCAUGAAAUGUCAGGUGUGAACUUCUUCAGUUCUGCAGACUUCUUCUCCCUGUUUUGUGGACUUUAGGAUAGCUAGUUGUGGCAUUUAUCUGUGUACCCAAUGCAAAUGAAUAGCCUUCAUAAAUUUUUAUCUCAGCAUUAGAAUAUGUAACGUGCUUUCUUGGUACACUUGCAUAGUACACAUCACAGUGCUUUAUGUCUAUGCAAAAGAAAAGUGCCGACUUGAUUGUCAGUUAUGUGUCGACAUACGCACACCUACCACCUCUGGCAGAAGUAGUCUGUUUUUGUAGGUUGUUAUGACAGACAUGGCAAUGUCAUUGAUAAAGUAGUUCAUACUACAAGACAGUGCCUUACAAACAUUCAUGCUCAGUCAUAUGCACACAUACAUUCAUGGCCACGUGUGUAACGUGAUCCACUUACAGAACUUUUGAACCUUGAAAAGCAGUGUUUCUGACCUUAGGGGGGUCUCCAUUUCAGUAUUUCAGUGAACCAAAGAAUGCUUCAUGUGAUGGCUCAGCACUGAAAGCAACCUUGUUCUUUCAUAAGUUUCAACACUAGACAGUACAUUAAAACCUAUUGGCAUGUGUUUGUAUUAUCCACUAGAUAACCGUUACCGCUACAACACCUGGUUUAAGUCCACACUACGUUCACUAGUAAACUAUGCACAGCAUAGUGAGAGUAUUUAUUUUCCUAUUUAUACCUACGUUUUUUCUUUUUCUUUUUCUUUUUUUUUUUACAACAUACCUUUAGGAGCUGAAAUACAGCUUUUAAUUUACUGCUCUUUUGUCUUUUCACUUUAUGGUAGGUUAAAGACAUGUAUUUUCUAUAAGUCCCCUCUUCUGUUUAUGUCUGGCUUUAAGAGGCAAGCAUUUUUAAGAACCAUCAGUGUCACAUGUUGCAUUUCUACUUUUCUCAUAGUACUUUCUGUUUCAUGGCUAAAACUUGUGAAAAAGGAAUUGGACACCAAACCUUAAGACUGCACUUGUUUAACAAACUAUUUGACUGAUGCUGUUAACUAUGGCUGCACAGUGCAUUUAAUUUUGCAGACUAAUAAAAUGCAUUGGAGGUUGUCGUAGCAUAUUUUGAUUUCAUCUUAUGGAUAUUUCAAAAUUGGACAAAAGAUUUCCCUGAGUUUAAUUGUAUCUAUUUGGUAUGUUUUUAUUCUUUUUACCUUGUUUCAAACUAUUUCAGGAAAAUGCAUUUUUAAUUAUGAUGUACACAUUGAUAACCAGAGCACUGCAAUCCUGUUAAUCUUCCAAAUAUUUUGUAAUAUCGUUACUGCACUGCAAAAAAGAGUCUUAUAUUUAAUAAAUGUAUUUGAGCCACCUA
Siniperca chuatsi (mandarin fish) is the source of this 4582-nucleotide messenger RNA. RefSeq lists its product as uncharacterized. The transcript is spliced from 16 exons. The record is from RefSeq and is a predicted model, not a curated record. Gene Ontology annotation, molecular function: RNA binding; metal ion binding; protein binding. The coding region runs from base 593 to 2113 and encodes 506 amino acids. NCBI's taxonomy places the organism in Eukaryota, Metazoa, Chordata, Actinopteri, Centrarchiformes, Sinipercidae.